Messenger RNA from Penicillium hordei, 1197 nucleotides. RefSeq lists its product as uncharacterized. The coding region runs from base 1 to 1197 and encodes 398 amino acids. The transcript has 4 exons. NCBI's taxonomy places the organism in Eukaryota, Fungi, Ascomycota, Eurotiomycetes, Eurotiales, Aspergillaceae. The record is from RefSeq and is a predicted model, not a curated record.
AUGACUUCUCAAAUGCCUUACAAGACCCGCAAGAUAAUUUCAAUUGUUAUCGCAGUGUUUCUUGGAGACACUGGAGACACUGUGUGGCCAUAUGAAUUGUCACGUUUUUCACGAAGUGGCAUACGUGAUGGAGAUUUCGACCGCAUCUCAAACACCACCCUUGGGUUUGAGCACAUAUAUGCUAUUGGUUUAAGAGAGCGCACAGACAAGCGUGAUUUUUUUACAGUAUCAGCCUCGGUCUCCGGCUUCGAAGUUGAUUGGGUUGACGGAGUUCGCUCACAAGACUUACAGCAGAAAGCGUUACCAAAUGGAUACAACCUUUCAACCAUAGAGCCCAAUGCUGUUGGAUGUUGGCGCGCUCACAUGAAUGUAUUAAACAGGUAUAAUUGGCUUCCUAUCUAUCCUCUCUGGUUUAAGCUGUUUAAUCUAAUAUUCGAGUGUGAGAAAAUCAGUGUCAUUGCCAACUCUUAUUCCACCGCCUUGGUACUAGAAGAUGACGCAGACUGGGACGUGAACAUUAAGGCACAACUCCGUGAAUUUGCCCGUGGUCUUCAUUCUCUGAAAGGGGUUACGAAAGUAUCCAAGCAGGCUCCUUAUGGAACUGAUUGGGAUCUUCUCUGGAUUGGAGGAUGUGCAUCAGGGCCACAUGCGAAUGAAACUCAAUUCUACGCCAUACCUGAAGACCCAACAGUCCCAAAGGUCGAACGUCGAGGCACAUGGCUUGGCCCUCUGGACAGCUGGAAAGAUGUGUUUCCUGAAGACUCCACGCGGUUCAUUUACCGCGCUCAAGAAGGCUGUUGCACUUAUGGGUACGCAGUCACAACCAGAGGGGCGAAAAAGAUCCUUACCGCUCUAGCCAUCGAUCAUAUAGAGGCCCCGGUUGACAAUGCUAUGUCUGAGUUGUGCGGUGGCCUUGGUGAUCGUGAGCGUAUUGAGUGUUUCGCGCCAUUCCCCAAUCUCAUCGGAACAUAUAAACCAGCGGGUCCGGCAUACAAAGAUUCCGAUAUUAAUAGCGGCGACCAAAGUGUUCAUGAGGAACAAUCUUAUAACCUUGUAUACAGCACGCGACGCAAUAUUCACAGAUUGGUUUCUGGUGCAGAAACGGUCUUUUCACAAUGGGGUGAGGAGUCACCAUGGUCACCAGGAGAAGUGAAUCCGAAAGAGCUUGUUUAUCCCCGGGGCUAUCAUUUUCACUAG